Molecule: messenger RNA, 4416 nt
Organism: Nilaparvata lugens (brown planthopper)
Lineage: Eukaryota; Metazoa; Arthropoda; Insecta; Hemiptera; Delphacidae
Product: gastric triacylglycerol lipase
Exons: 8
Coding region: 171-1631 (486 amino acids)
Source: RefSeq, a predicted model, not a curated record
UGAAUAGCAUCGCUCUCAAAGUGAUGAUCAGUUUCAAGAAAGCAUCAGCCUACUAUUAGAGUGCCUGAUAUUCUGGAAAUUUUAUAUUGUGAAGUAGGCUACGGUUAUUAUAUGUAGGAUAUCAUUCAUCUGUAUAUGCUAGGAGAAAUACAGGACAUAUAUAUCUGGACAUGCUAGGUAUGUGGAAAAGUCAGGCUACCAAAUUGUUUGUGAUUUCCAUUCUUCUACUGGAUUUACCACGAAUUAAUGGUAGUGGAAGGAGUGAUGAUUACAUUGGAGAAGAUUCUGCGGAGACACCACCACUCUCAAAAGAUGUAAGAGGAAAGAAAAAAAUGUUUGGUAUCUUCAGGAAUAGAAGUAACAAACAAAAAGAACCCUUCGUUAUGGAACGAACUGAUGAACUAAUCAGGAAAGCCGGGUAUGAUGCGGAAUCCUAUCUCGUUGACGUCCCAAUCGGUCGAAAUAUAAUAGUAGAGGAGAGGCAGGGUCAAAAACUUUGGUCGAAGAAAAAGGGAAAAUAUACUAUGACGACGUUCAAAAUAGAAAUAUUUCGAAUCAUACAUCCUGGAAGAGACAGACUGAGGAAUUUGCCAGUUGUGUUGUUGAUGCAUGGAGCCACAGGAAGCUCUUCAGACUAUGUGUUUGCUGGCAAAGAUGAUAGUCUAGGGUUCUAUCUUGCGGACAGUGGAUACGACGUUUGGCUUGGUAAUUUGAGAGGCAAUUUCUAUGGUGGACUGAAUACUUACAAGAAUGUUUCUGCUUUUUGGGAUUUCAGUUUCCACGAGAUGGGACUCUACGAUCUGCCGACCGAGAUUGACUUCAUACUGUCAGCGACGGGGCGGUCGAAGCUCUUCUACGUUGGAUUCAGCAUGGGCACUACAUCUUCCUACGUCCUCUUGUCCAGCAAAACCAUAUAUAAUGACAAAAUAGAACGGAUGGUAUCUCUGGCGCCAGUUGUUUAUUUGAGUUGGACAAAGACCUCAAAUUUCUUAGAGAAGUUAGCUUUGUGGAAUCAUAAGUUUUAUGAUACAAUAUUAAAAUUGGCACAUGUAAGAUCCUAUUGGAGAAGUCCAUUGUGGGGGUAUAAAAGGCCAAAAUGUCACAAGAAAUGGUUGAGACCGAUUUGUGACCUGGGAAUUCAAUUAAUGUCAUCUAAUGAUGUGACGUUAUGUAAUCAAGAGCUGAGAGAGAAAUUUCUUAAAAUUGUACCAGUUGGAACAUCAUGGAAAGCAGUAAUGCACUAUUCAACAUUGGCAACAAAUGGAAAAUUCAAACCAUUUUCAUAUCAUACUUCGAAAAACCGGGCUAAGUAUGGAUAUGAUUCAGUGCCAGAAUAUGAAUUGGAAUAUAUCAAAGUUCCGAUAUUUCUUUUGUCAGGAGAAAAGGAUGGAUUCAGUCCCGAAGAGUUGAUGGACAAACUCAAAUCGAAAUUGGAAGGAGCAUCAGUAACAUGGAGAACAGUUGACAAAUUCUUGCAUCUGGAUUUCUUUAUAGCAAAAAAUCUAACAAAUUUAGUUUUUGGACCUGUUUUGAAUUAUCUACGAGAUCCAUACUCAAUAGUCGACUCAGGAAACCAAACAACUAGCACGAAAUAUAAAGAGAAUAAAAAGAAAAGUUUUGUGGAGAGCUAAUUUCUAAUGCACUAUACUACGUCAAUUGAUUUUCUUUUGAAUAAUGCCAUCUGUUUCACUAUUGUGAAGAUAAUGUGCAGGUAGUUUUUCUAGAAUAGCCUUGAAUUGAAUUCUGGGUUCUAGUUAGUUUAAUCGAAAUUAUUGUAAUAUAUGUGGCUACAAUAAAUUAAGGCAUUUUAGAUUAAAUAUGAAACAAGCUCCUUAGCAUGUAAGAAUGUAUUGUAUUAAUUCCAAUUGUAGCUAGUGCUGACUCAUUGUGCCUUAUAUGGUGCUACCGGCCGAAAUAAAAUUCGUAGACUGCUUUAGGAAAAUUAUUUCGCAAUCAAUGAAACAAUUUACCGCUCUGAAUUUAUUGUAUGAUUUUGCAUAGUCGCUGAAUGAGCAGUAUUAGAUAACUAUGAAGUAGUUCUACCUCGAUGAAACUCCUUUAUUGAAUUAGACAAUGUAGCUUGGCUAUUUAAUUAGAAAAUUUUAUUGUAAGAAAUCAAAAUUUUGGCAAUGCUCUGCUUAGCCAGCAGUCCAUAAUUACAAAUUGUAUUCUCAAAAGCCUGUCAUAAUAGACUUUUUGUGCAAUCCCAUGUCACAUUCUGUGGUCACUGACUCUUGUUUCAAAUUUUUCCAAUAUUGUACGAUAUCGUACCAUUUUGGCAAUUUCUGUUGAGUUUUAGCUGUUGUUCGGCGAUGACGACAAAUACAAGGUUUCUUGGUUGAUUCGGGUACCCUAGCCGAUCAUUCUGAUUCCAACCGUCACCUGAAGAAGACCCAGAAGCAGUGACCACGGGAGGAUGGAGUGGACAACUGUGAGGGUGUACAUUGUGGCUGACGAGUCCCUAAUUCAUUAUUAAGCUUGAGCCAUCCAUUGUUUCAUUUCGACCAGUCCAGUUUAAUCAUUGUAAUCCCCUUUUCCAAAUUAAAGUCUUCCAAAUUUUUCAAGUUUUAAAAGAUCUUUUGGAGGAGGCCUUCUGCCUACUCGAAACCCUGAGACACAGAUAUUAAUUAACUGAUCAAUAGUCGAGCGUCUUCAAUGUUAGCACAUUGUUAAUAUAACCAUAGAUAAAUUAAGUUCAUUUAUAACUUACUAUUCUUCUGGAUUCGAGUAUUUGAAUAUUUGUAACUGAUGCUUAAUAGUCUUUCCAUCCAUCCUUCUCAAGGUUGUCCUGUUUAAAAUCAUAAUCACCUUUUAUUUUGUAUUGUUGUGAGAGGAGUAUGUUAUAUUUGUAUUUUCUAUAUUUUCGAUACUAAAUUUGUUCUUAUUCGCCUCUGAGAGGGACCAGCAAAGGCCUAGGCUAUCUCCAAGAGAGCUGUUACAGUAACUAGUGAGGUCGUGGAAUACCUCAUCUCUGGAUGAAAGUUUUUUCGAUGAAAGUCGGUUUUGUUUUCAAUGCUUUUGAGCUAGAUAUGAUUUUCGAUGUCUUAGGAAAAUUUCCUAAAUUAAUCUCAUUUAAUGAGAAAUUUAUUGUAAAUCCAACCCCUGACAGUUGACAAGCUAAUUUAUUUUUCCAUUUUGUGUGGUUUAUGACGUCCUAAAUCAUAGGUUAAUUUAUUUUCCCAUAUUGUGUAGCUAAUGAUGUUCUAAAUCAAUAGUUUAUUUAUCUCUUUAUUUUCUGUGGUUAAUGACGUUCUAAAUUAUAAGUAAAUUUAUUUUUUCCCUUUUGUGUAGUUGAUGACAUUCUGAAUCAUAAGCUUAUUCAUUAGUUGGAUUUUGUAAAGUCUCACCUUUGAUAUUGAUUCAUUCAGGACUUGAUUUCAAGCGAAGAACGGAUUGAUAAUGAAUAGACAUUAUCAUCCUCAUUAUCAUUAAAUUGAAUUAUUUAUAAUCAAAACAAACUUCAAUUUUGAUAAUUCCGAUACUCCCUGAGAAGAUUGUUGUCACAGGUUAUUUACUACUUUGAACUUAAUCAAUUAUUAUUAUUGAUCUUUUAUCAUUAUCUAUUAUUGAUCCUAUUCGCUCUUUGGGGAGAGAGCACUCAGGAAGGGCUACCAGUUGUUCAUACAAAUAUCAUCUUAUUUCCAGCAUGAUUUAUUCUUCUUUCUGAUCCCACGAGAUUCAUAGUUCUUAUUGACCAAUAUUUAUUGAUUUAUUUGUGUAAGAUUGAAUUAUUGAGCUGAAAUUAUUAGUCCUUGGCUUGAUUCCCUUACUUGAGUCCCAUUUAAUUUUCAAUUUUAAUGGCUUCAACUUUAAUCAUUAAUUUAUAUGAUAAAUUGAAUUACGAAUUUCGUCUUUAAUAGUCCAUUUUGUUUUGUUUGAGUGAACUUCACUAAUAACUGGAGUUUUGAUUAUAAAGUUGAUUUUAUUAUUAUUGACUUAAUUUAUUACUAUUUUGAAUUGAUUCAUUUCUUUAGUCUAUUGAGUUGUCUGAAGUUCGGAGAUUACCUAUUAUUGUUGGAAAGCCACUCGUUAACCAUUUUACUAUUUUUCGAGACCGUUGAUAUGGCCUAUACUGCACGGCCAAUGCCCCGAAAUUGAUCUUAGUAUAUUCUGUUUAGAUUUGAGAAUAUUUUUAUUUUGAGUUUGUCAGGUUGCCACUUGUUCCUCUUUAUUUUUGUGGAAUAAAAUCAUUAACACUAAUGUUGCCAUAAUUUGUGUUUAGAUUUAAGAAUAUUUUCUUAUUUUGAGUUUGUCGUGUUGCCACUAGUUCCUAUUUGAUUUUGUGGGAUAAAUUUGUUAAUACUGUUGUUGCCAUAAUUAUUUUGUGUUGAGAUUUGAGAACACUUUUAUUUUAAUAUUGUUGAGUUGUCACCUGUUCUUAUCUGAUUCUGUGUAAUAAAUCGGUGUUAAAAUCUU